GCGUCCUGCUGCUGCCUCUCAACCGAAUGGGAUUCCACGUAGGCACUGAGAUAGCAACUAAACUUUAAGGGGAAGUUUUUUUUUUCUUCUGUAUUUUUCAAAGCGAUUAAAAUAUAUUUGUCAUCAUCAUCAUUAUUAUUAUUUUGCCUGCUGUCAAGUUAUUCUAGAAUUAGGAGUAAUGAGCGUGGAUGCUUUGGGAAGCCCUGUGAUGGACCCCGCGUUUUCCAAACGGAACACGACGCUGAGAUUAGUUGACUUGGCAGGGGCGCACCACCAUCACCAUCAUCACCACCAUACCCCUCAGAGCGUGACAGGCUUCCCGGAGUUCAGCAGCCAUCCACACUCAAUGGCUCACUCGCACCCUGGGGAGAUGACUGCGGAACCCCGCCUGGGGCCGAGUCCAUUCGGGCCAGAACACAUGGGGCACUCCGCGGCCCUCAAAAUAAGCCCAACCCAUCAUUAUCCCCACUACCAUCACCACCACAAUCAUCAUAUUGCAGGCCACGGCGAAGUGGUCUCCAGUCAAACGGGAGCUUUUGGCCCGGUGCAUGCGGCAACGGUACCGUACUCUAUGUCUCACACGGCCCAGGCGUUAUCCGCAGGUAGAGAUUUCCUCAUUCGACGAGAUUUGACAGCACAAGCCAUGCCGGUGCUGACCGAUCAGACUUCUGGUGGUUCAGCCUCUCACCACGGAAUGUUUGUCUCGACAACAGGUAGCUAUCCGGGACACUAUGGUCAUCACCCCGACCACGGGAACCACGCACUCUUCCCUGGACUUCAUCACGAGCAGCCGUCCAACGGAGCACCAGGUGGCCAAGCCUUGAACGGACAAAUAAGGUUAGGAAUACCUGCCGAAAUGUACGUUAGGACUGAUCAUUUGAGUCAAGUGGCGAGCUCCAGGGCGGACCCAUUCUCUGGUUCUCCUCUGCACGGAUACGGCGGUCUCAAUCUGAACAUGAACCUCAGCGCGCACCACCACCAUCACGGAGCCGGCGCAUUUUUCCGUUACAUGAGGCAACCGAUCAAGCAGGAGCUCAUCUGCAAGUGGUUGGAACCAGAGCACUCCGCCAAAAAACUUUGCUCCAAAACUUACAGCACCAUGCACGAACUAGUGACACAUGUGACCGUGGAGCACGUUGGUGGACCGGAGCAAGCGAACCAUAUCUGUUUUUGGGAUGAAUGCCCACGAGAGGGAAAGCCUUUUAAAGCAAAGUACAAACUUGUGAAUCACAUCAGAGUGCACACUGGAGAGAAACCGUUUCCCUGUCCAUUCCCUGGCUGCGGAAAAGUAUUUGCCCGGUCGGAAAACUUGAAAAUCCACAAAAGGACACACACAGGUGAAAAGCCUUUUAAAUGUGAGUUCGACGGCUGUGACAGACGGUUCGCCAACAGCAGUGACCGGAAAAAGCAUUCCCACGUACAUACCAGCGAUAAGCCGUACAACUGCAAAGUCAGAGGUUGUGACAAAUCGUACACCCAUCCCAGCUCUUUGAGAAAACACAUGAAGGUGCACUGCAAGUCUCCACCUCCGAGUUCGGGUUACGAAUCAUCGACUCCGUCUCUUGUUUCUCCUUCUUCGGACUUGGGACGAGAGCCAGCUCCCUCUGCGCUCUCCGACCCACUCUCGUCAUCGUCCCAGCCGGCCAAUUUAAGCGAAUGGUACGUGUGUCACAGCUCCGGUGCCAGUGGGCCCCAGACCCCACCCAGCGGUUCAUCCACACCGGGCCAUGCAGAGGGGCCAAUGUACGGCAAUCCUGAUCGGAGGGACGUCUUCUAACAAAAUGCGAGCCAUAGAAUAUUCCUUUGGCAAAAUUACUAAACUGGCCUUUUCUCAUUUUUUUGAAGACUGUAUGGCCACAGGCUGACGCUAAAUCAGCUCAAAGAGUAGGCUUGUUCACUAUUACUGCCUUACUGAAGGAUGCACUGGCCUCUUGACAGCUAAAGUCACUGCCUAACCACCAAUCCAUAUAAAAACAUGUCAUGAGUGUCUAUGGUUCUAAAUAGUGUACUGGUCCUACGCAUGUUGCUGUAUUAUUUUUGUAAAUUCCGCCUUGAUUUCGAAAUCUUUUUAAUUUAUUUUUAAAUCGGUAAAGAAUUUCCUUUUUGUAUUAUUAAACCAAAGUGCUUAAUUAUUAAAUUGUACAUAUGUGAAUGACGACGUUUCAAUGUCUAUGUGUGAACAGUAAUUUUGCAAGGUUUGGUCUUUCAGCGAUUUUUAAAUGUUUGCUACUCUACUUUGUACAACAUUCAUAUUUGGGAUUAUUUGAAGUUCCUCAUUUAGUGCAUUCUGCAGCCAAGCCAAUUUGAUGUAAACAGCAUUAUUGUAUUUGAUAUGACAUUUCACUUAUGAUUAGUCAUUAAUCAAUGUGGUUAUUUUGUGAUUUUGUAAAACAUGUCAACAAUCCAUUUUUAUGAAAAAAAUAAUUAUUAUUAUUAUCAGAAGAGACCUUAAAAUGUGUACCGAAAUGCCUUGUAAGUUGUCAGUAUUUUGAAUAAAUUGUGUAUGAUGCAAUCUAUAAGCUUUCCAAUAGCCUAUUACAGUUUAGUAAUAAAUACAUGUUUUAUAAACAUAUUAUGCACGGAUUCAUUACUAUAAAAAAUCAA
Molecule: messenger RNA, 2604 nt
Organism: Xyrauchen texanus (razorback sucker)
Lineage: Eukaryota; Metazoa; Chordata; Actinopteri; Cypriniformes; Catostomidae
Product: zinc finger protein ZIC 4-like
Exons: 2
Coding region: 179-1777 (532 amino acids)
Biological process (GO): central nervous system development; regulation of transcription by RNA polymerase II
Cellular component (GO): nucleus
Molecular function (GO): DNA-binding transcription factor activity, RNA polymerase II-specific; RNA polymerase II cis-regulatory region sequence-specific DNA binding
Source: RefSeq, a predicted model, not a curated record